Eublepharis macularius is the source of this 1430-nucleotide messenger RNA. RefSeq lists its product as uncharacterized. The record is from RefSeq and is a predicted model, not a curated record. The coding region runs from base 1 to 1188 and encodes 395 amino acids. NCBI's taxonomy places the organism in Eukaryota, Metazoa, Chordata, Lepidosauria, Squamata, Eublepharidae. The transcript is spliced from 9 exons. Gene Ontology annotation, molecular function: protein binding.
AUGACCAGAGAUGACUGGAUUUUUGCAGAGCAGGAGCAGAGCCAGAAGGAUGGGAGGGAAAGAGUCAGCGAGGGGAGACCGAAGAGAGCCGAGCCCAAAGCUGAUGGGCGACUAGCAGUGGCAGAAGGAGCUGUUGAGGCUCUUGCCAUCACUAGACUCAACCAUUUAGAGGUGAAAGAGUUGCAAGCUUGUCCAAGCCCUCGAUGGUGUCAUGCCAUGUGCCUGAGUGACCCUGAAACAGCUGUUUUGAUUGGUGGUGAGGGACCCAAUCAACAGUUCUGCAAGGAUGCUCUCUGGAAACUGGAAAUUGAUGAUGACUUCUGGUUCCCUAUGGACUGCCCAGGACAGAAUUCCAUGCCACAGUGUUCACGGGGUCAUACAGCCACCUAUGACCCGGACACCAAGCGCAUCUACAUCUUCGGUGGCCUAAGGGAAGGGAAGCGCUAUAGCAGCAUCCAUGUCCUGGACACAGCAUCUUGGAAGUGGCUUUGCAUAUCUGCCAAGGGGAAGGUGCCGACACUGGCUUAUCACAGUGCAACCAUCUAUCGAAAGGAGCUGUUUGUUUUUGGAGGUGCAUUCCCGAAAAGUUCAUCCCUGGAGCCUGGAGCCUGCAGUAAUUCGCUAUUUAUUUUCAACCCAGAGUAUGAGAUCUGGUACCAACCCAUUGUGGAGGGGGAGAAGCCUCUGCCUAGGCAUGGCCAUUCUGGCACCCUGUUGAGGGACAAGCUGAUUAUAUUUGGGGGCCAAAUGAGCUCUACAUACCUGAACGAUACCCAUAUCCUGGACCUAGGUUUCAUGGAAUAUACGCCAGUUCCUUUUCAUUCUGGACAGCCUUCUGCUCGCAGUUUCCAUGCUGCCAUGCCAGUGUCUGAACAGAAAGUGCUGAUAAGUGGGGGCUGUAAUGCCAAAGGAGCCUUUCAGGAUGCAUUCUCCUUUCAUCUGGAAACCUUAACUUGGAGUGCAGUGGUGCAUAGUGACCUCUGCUUGAUACCCCGGGCAGGCCACACGCUGCUGAACUUGACUUCCGACCACUUGACUGAUGUAGAUAAGGAGAGCCAAGGCAAGUGCAACCUGUGCACAGUGCUGGUCUUUGGAGGCUCAGACGGUGCUGGCAGGUUCUACAAUAGUACCAGCAAAAUUCAGCUGGACCUCAAGGAGGCAAGGGGAGCCUCCGGGGACCCAGUCUGAGCCAGUGGGAGUUCUAGGCCAGACUAAGCUGGGGCAGGAACAGAAAGAUGGUGCAUGUUGAGUGAAUAAAAGCAAAGAAACAAGGUGUACGAGUCAGCUGAUGAGGCUUUCACAGUAGUGUUGCCUCUCUAAAGGCUUCAACAGACCGCUACCACUUGGCCAUGAAUCGUCUCCCCGCUCCUUUUGUAGUCUUUUUAGUGGCUUUAUUGCAUCAGUUGCUUCUCCCAAACCCCGUAGUGAUC